GGUUUCACUAGAUAUAGACUUAAAAUGUGUGAAAUCUGGAACAUGCUUCAUUGAAUGAACACACAUAGCUCACAUCAACAAACCCCAAAAGUGGCGAAACCAUUUAAAGGUAUAGAGUGUGAAAAGACUUUCACUGAUAGAACACAUCAGCCGACUAACAUGGGCAAGAAAGGAUUCAAAUGCAAGGAGUGCGGGAAGAACUUCAGUCAGAGUGGACACCUCAAUAUACAUCAACGGACUCACACAGGGGAUAAACCAUUUAAAUGCAUGGAGUGUGGAAAGACCUUUCGUGAUAAUGGAAACCUUAGAACACAUCAACGGACACACACAGGGGAGAAACCAUAUGAAUGUAUGGAGUGUAGAAAGAGCUUCAGUUUCAGUGCAAACCUUAGACGACAUCAACGGACUCACACAGGGGAAAAACCAUUUAAAUGCAUUGAGUGCGGAAAGAGAUUUAGUGAUAAUGGAAAACUUAGAAGACAUCAAGAGACUCACACAGGGGAGAAACCAUUUAAAUGUAUAGAGUGUGGAAAGAGCUUUUGUGAUAAUAGAACCCUUAGAACACAUCAACGGACUCACACAGGAGAGAAACCAUAUGAAUGUAUGGAGUGCGGAAAGAGCUUUUGUGAUAAUAGAACCCUUAGAAGACAUCAACGGACUCACACAGGGGAGAAACCAUAUGAAUGUAUGGAGUGUGGAAAGAGCUUUAGUGAUAAUGGAACCCUUAGAAGACAUCAACGGACUCACACAGGAGAGAAACCAUAUAAAUGUAUGGAGUGCGGAAAGAGCUUUCGUAAUAAUGGAACCCUUAGAACACAUCAGUGGACUCACACAGGGGAGAAACCAUAUGAAUGUAUGGAGUGUCGAAAGAGCUUUAGUGAUAAUGGAACCCUUAGAACACAUCAACGGACUCACACAGGGGAAAAACCAUUUAAAUGCAUGGAGUGCGGAAGAAAAUUCAGUCAGAGUGGACACCUAAAUAUGCAUCUACUGACUCACACGGGUGAAAAACCUUUUAAAUGCAUGGAGUGCGGAAAGAGCUUUAGAGAUAAUGGAAAACUUAGAAGACAUCAACGGACUCACACAGGGGAGAAACCAUUUAAAUGUAUAGAGUGUGGAAAGAGCUUUAGUGAUAAUGGAAAACUUAGAACACAUCAACGGACUCACACAGGGGAGAAACCAUAUAAAUGUAUGCAUUGUGGAAAGAGCUUCAGUAAUAGUGGAAACUUCAAUAUACACCAACGGACUCACACAGGGGAGAAACCAUAUGAAUGUAUGGAGUGCGGAAAGAGCUUCAGAGAUAAUGGAAGCCUUAGAAUGCAUCAACGGACACACACGGGGGAGAAACCAUAUGAAUGUAUGGAGUGCGGAAAGAGCUUUCGUGAUAAUGGAAUCCUUAGAACACAUCAACGGACUCACACAGGGGAGAAACCAUAUGAAUGUAUGGCGUGCGGAAAGAGCUUUCGUGCUAAUGGCAACCUUAGAAGACAUCAACAGACUCACACAGGGGAGAAACCAUGUAAAUGUAUGGAGUGCGGAAAGAGCUUUCGUGAUAAUGGAACCCUUAGAAGACAUCAACGGACUCACACAGGGGAAAAACCAUUUAAAUGCAUGGAGUGCGGAAGGAAAUUCAGUCAGAGUGGACACCUCAGCGUGCAUCAACUGACUCACACAGGGGAGAAACCAUAUGAAUGAUUUGUUCUCAGGAGCUAAGUUUUGUGCCUCACUGUGGUCCCAGUCAUAACUGUAGCCUUUGAAAGCUCAGUAAACUAUUACUGAAGAAGU
Molecule: messenger RNA, 1785 nt
Organism: Podarcis raffonei (Aeolian wall lizard)
Lineage: Eukaryota; Metazoa; Chordata; Lepidosauria; Squamata; Lacertidae
Product: oocyte zinc finger protein XlCOF6-like
Exons: 1
Coding region: 55-1695 (546 amino acids)
Biological process (GO): regulation of immune system process; negative regulation of transcription by RNA polymerase II; regulation of cytokine production
Source: RefSeq, a predicted model, not a curated record